Molecule: messenger RNA, 1471 nt
Organism: Chionomys nivalis (European snow vole)
Lineage: Eukaryota; Metazoa; Chordata; Mammalia; Rodentia; Cricetidae
Product: microfibrillar-associated protein 1-like
Exons: 1
Coding region: 58-1371 (437 amino acids)
Biological process (GO): mRNA splicing, via spliceosome
Cellular component (GO): U2-type spliceosomal complex
Molecular function (GO): RNA binding
Source: RefSeq, a predicted model, not a curated record
UGGGCUUCGCUGUUGGGAUUUUAUCAAGCUUUGGGAGUCUCCAUCGCAGCCGUCACCAUGUUGGUCCCAAGCGCACUCAUGAAGCAACUGCCUAUUCAGUCUACGGCUGGGGCCGUCCCAGUUCACAAUGAGAAAGGUGAGAUUUCAAUGGAAAAAGUAAAGGUAAAACGUUAUGUGUCCGGAAAGAGGCCAGAUUAUGCCCCUAUGGAGUCCUCAGAUGAAGAGGAUGAAGAAUUUCAAUUCAUUAAGAAAGCUAAGGAACAAGAGGCAGAGCCUGAGGAACAGGAAGAGGAUUCGUCCAGUGACCCCCGACUUCGGCGUUUACAGAACCGCAUCAGUGAAGAUAUAGAAGAGAGAAUGGCUCAACACCGGAAAAUAGUGGAACCUGAAGUGGUAGGAGAAAGUGACUCAGAUGUAGAAGGAGAUGCCUGGCGCAUGGAACGAGAAGAGAGCAGUGAAGAAGAGGAGGAAGAAAUUGAUGAUGAAGAAAUAGAGCUGCGCCGUGGCAUGAUGCAUCAGCGAGCACAGGAGAGGAAAAACGAAGAGAUGGAAGUCAUGGAAUUGGAAGAUGAAGGACGCUCUGGGGAGGAGUCAGAGUCUGAGUAUGAGGAGUACACGGACAGUGAAGACGAAAUGGAGCCUCGACUUAAGCCUGUCUUCAUACGAAAGAAGGACCGAGUGACAGUUCAAGAACGAGAAGCUGAAGCAUUGAAACAGAAGGAACUAGAACAGGAAGCAAAACGCAUGGCUGAGGAGCGGCGCAAGUACACACUAAAGAUUGUAGAAGAAGAGACCAAGAAAGAGCUGGAGGAGAACGAGCGGUCUCUCGCUGCCCUGGACGCACUCAGUACCGACGACGACAAUGAUGAGGAGGAAUACGAGGGAUGGAAAGUCCGAGAGCUCAAAAGAAUCAAGAGGGACAGAGAAGACCGAGAAGCACUUGAAAAGGAGAAAGCAGAAAUUGAACGCAUGCGAAACCUGACUGAGGAAGAAAGGCGGGCUGAACUUCGGGCAAAUGGCAAAGUCAUUACCAACAAAGCUGUUAAGGGCAAAUACAAGUUUUUGCAAAAGUAUUAUCACCGGGGUGCCUUCUUCAUGGAUGAGGACGAAGAGGUCUACAAGAGGGAUUUUAGUGCACCUACUCUUGAGGACCAUUUCAACAAAACCAUUCUUCCAAAAGUCAUGCAGGUCAAGAAUUUUGGACGGUCUGGUCGUACCAAGUACACCCACCUUGUGGAUCAAGAUACCACUUCCUUUGACUCUGCAUGGGGCCAAGAGAGUGCCCAGAACACAAAGUUCUUUAAACAGAAGGCAACUGGGGUACCUGAUGUCUUUGAGCGCCCAUCUGCCAAGAAGAGGAAAACCACCUAAGCUUCAACUGCUUAUUCCAGCUGGGGGACAGGGGAUCUGGUCCUCAGUUUUCUUUAACCAUUACUCACAUAGUUCUUGUACAAAGCCUUCUGGACUUCCU